Molecule: messenger RNA, 1583 nt
Organism: Grus americana (Whooping crane)
Lineage: Eukaryota; Metazoa; Chordata; Aves; Gruiformes; Gruidae
Gene: SOSTDC1
Product: sclerostin domain containing 1
Exons: 2
Coding region: 58-678 (206 amino acids)
Biological process (GO): negative regulation of BMP signaling pathway; negative regulation of Wnt signaling pathway
Molecular function (GO): BMP binding
Source: RefSeq, a predicted model, not a curated record
CCCAGAAGAAGCAGAAGAAAAAGAUUUCAUCCAGCUCUCUCAGAGACUGAACCAACCAUGCUUCUCCCUGCCAUUCACUUCUAUGGUUUUCUUCUAGCUUGCCUCUUCACGAAAAGCUACUUGGCUUUCAAGAAUGAUGCCACAGAAAUACUUUAUUCACACGUUGUUAAACCUGCUGCAGCGAGCCCAAGCAGCAAUAGCACGUUGAAUCAAGCCAGGAACGGAGGCAGGCACUACACCAAUACUGGAUCCGACCGUAACAAUCGUGUUCAAGUUGGCUGUCGGGAACUGAGAUCCACCAAGUACAUUUCAGAUGGCCAGUGCACCAGCAUCAAUCCACUGAAGGAGCUGGUGUGUGCUGGUGAAUGUCUCCCUUUGCCACUGCUCCCCAACUGGAUUGGAGGAGGCUACGGAACCAAGUACUGGAGCAGGCGGAGCUCGCAAGAGUGGAGAUGUGUCAAUGACAAAACUCGCACCCAGAGGAUCCAGCUUCAGUGCCAGGAUGGAAGUAUAAGAACCUACAAAAUAACUGUGGUCACUGCCUGCAAGUGCAAGCGAUACACCAGGCAGCACAAUGAGUCCAGCCACAACUUUGAGGGAACCUCUCAAGCAAAACCCAUCCAGCAUCACAAAGAGAGGAAAAGAGCCAGUAAAUCCAGCAAACACAGUACAAGUUAGAAGUCAGACAUUCUCUCCUCUCUCAUCUCCCUAUUCUCCUGCCAAAAUUGAACUCACCUGUAACCAUUUGCUUUACCCUUCUGACUGCUUAAAGACAAGUCUGCCAUUGCUGUGUUCUCAGUUGACACUACAUGCUUGUUGCUUUGACCAAAAUCAAAAGGGGCAUUCUCAGCAUAUGGACCUGUUAGGUGAUUUUCCAAAUGCUCAAGAUGGGGAAUAACACAAGCCUUCCAAACCCACACUAUAAACUUUUACAUUUUCUCCAGCCAUGGAGGCAAAGAAAAUUUGCCAUGAAUAUUCACUGAAGUCUAUUUUGUAAAAAGAUGCUUUGUUGUGUGUUUUCAUGAGAACAGUUAUCACAUCUAUUGCCUUCUAUAUCAUGUUUUAUGAACUUCUGACAACAGCUUAAAAAUAUGACACCUAGUAUCUGCUUUCAGAUUCAUUCUAAAAAAAAUGCCUUGCAUGCUGACCUUUCUCUUAUCUCAGUAUACCAAAAAUUAAAAUAUGCAUGGCAGCAAUCAAAAAGUAAAGCUGAACAAACUAUUUAUUUGUUGUUGUAAUUAUUUAAUGAGCUUUUAUGUGUGUUAUUUCCCUCAAAAAUGUUCUUAUGUUUAUAGCUUUUCUCAUGUAUCGAAGUAUUUUCCUAUGAUUUGUGGCUGGAUUAGAACAUACAUUUUGUAGAUAAUGUAAAAUAGAUAUUUUAGCAUUCUUGGUAUAUAUAUUUUCAUUUUGAAAAUUCAUAGACUUAGGUGUUAUUUUGAAGUAGCAACAUAAAAAUUUUUUUCUUUCAUUCUCCACUGUAUUAUUUUUGUUUAAAAGCGUGCAAUCAAAAGACAGAUAUGAUGAUUUCCUUUCAAAUUCAUUGGUUUUUUUGGUUUUUUACAAAAAUAAAUACUGCUAAAAAA